UCUACUCUAGGUUCAUCGCCACGCCGGCUCCGAUCUGCGUUUUCCUCCGAGUGCCGGCUCCAAGCGUCAGAAGCCGAGGCGAUGCUCUCGGGCACCCGGGCUGCGGCCGCGGAAUGUGAUGACGCGGAGCUGCGGUGCCGCGUAGCAGUGGAGGAGCUAAGCCCCGGCGGGCAGCCGCGAAGGCGCCAGGCCCUGCGCACCGCGGAGCUGAGCCUGGGCCGUAACGAGCGCCGCGAGCUGAUGCUGCGGCUGCAGGCUCCGGGGCCCGCGGGGCGGCCGCGCUGCUUCCCGCUGCGCGCCGCGCGCCUCUUCACGCGCUUCGCCGCCGCGGGGCGCUCCACAUUGCGGCUGCCGGCCGCCUGCGCCCCGCGCCCGGGCGCGGUGCAGCUGCUGCUCUCCGACUGCCCGCCCGACCGCCUGCGCCGCUUUCUGCGCACGCUGCGCCUCAAGCUCGCCACGGCCCCGGGGCCCGGACCGGCUUCUGCCCGCGCGCAGCUGCUCGGCCCACGGCCCCGAGACUUCGUCACGGUCAGCCCCGUGCAGCCCGAGGAGCUGCAGCGCGUGGCGGCGCCCCGGGGGCCGGACACUACUCUGGAGAAGCAGCCUGAGGAGCCGGGGAGAAGCGCCAGGCCCACCACGGAUGCCCCAAGGUGGCCGCUGCCUGUGAAGAGGCUGAACUUGCCGCCUGCCAAGCGGCAGCUCUCGGAGGAGCAGGCUGCCGUGCUGGGGGCCGUCCUGCGAGGCCAGAGUGUCUUCUUCACCGGCAGUGCAGGAACAGGGAAGUCAUACCUGCUGAAGCGUAUCCUGGGCUCCCUGCCCCCCACAGGCACUGUGGCCACUGCCAGCACCGGGGUGGCAGCCUGCCACAUCGGGGGUACCACCCUCCAUGCCUUUGCGGGCAUUGGCUCUGGCCAGGCUCCUCUGGCCCAGUGUGUGGCCCUGGCCCAGCGGCCGGGGGUGCGGCAGGGCUGGCUGAGCUGCCAGCGGCUGGUCAUUGACGAGAUCUCCAUGGUGGAGGCGGACCUGUUUGACAAGCUGGAGGCCGUGGCCAGAGCUGUGCGGCAGCAGAAUAAGCCGUUUGGAGGGAUCCAGCUCAUCAUCUGUGGGGACUUCCUGCAGCUGCCACCGGUAACCAAGGGCUCCCAGCCCCCACGCUUCUGCUUCCAGGCCAAAAGCUGGAGGCGGUGUGUGCCUGUGACCCUGGAGCUGACAGAGGUGUGGAGGCAGACAGACCAGACCUUCAUCUCUCUGCUGCAGGCUGUGAGGCUGGGAAGGUGCUCCGAUGAGGUGACCCGCCAGCUCCGGGCCACAGCCGCCCAUAAGGUGGGGCGGGACGGAAUCGUGGCUACCAGGCUGUGCACUCACCAGGAUGACGUGGCCCUCACCAAUGAGAAGCGGCUGCAGGAGCUGCCAGGUGAGAUACACAGCUUUGAGGCUAUGGACAGUGACCCCGAGCUAGCCCAGACCUUGGAUGCCCAGUGUCCCGUCGGCCGACUUCUGCAGCUAAAGCGGGGGGCCCAGGUGAUGCUGGUGAAGAACCUAGCGGUGUCACGGGGCCUGGUGAAUGGUGCCCGAGGGGUGGUGGUAGGGUUCGAGGCUGAAGGGAGAGGGCUGCCCCAGGUGCGGUUCCUGUGCGGGGUCACUGAGGUCAUCCAUGUGGACCGCUGGACGGUGAACGGCACGGGGGGCCAGGUCCUCAGCCGGAAGCAGCUGCCCCUCCAGCUGGCCUGGGCACUGUCCAUCCACAAGAGCCAGGGCAUGUCUCUGGACUGCGUGGAGAUCUCCCUGGGCCGUGUGUUUGCCAGUGGCCAGGCCUAUGUGGCCCUCUCCCGGGCCCGCAGCCUGCAGGGCCUUCGCGUCCUUGACUUUGACCCCGCGGUGGUUCGCUGUGACCCCCGCGUGCUGCACUUCUACGCCACCCUGCGGCGGGCCAGGGGCCUCAGUCUGGAGUCCCCAAGUGACAACGAGGCUGUCUCCGACCAGGAGAACGUGGAUCCAGGCCUCUGAGCCUCGGCUACAAAGAGAGGGCAAAGGCUGGUGCCCAUCGUCCUGCUCCCUUGUGGGCUAGGACCCCGCAGAGUAACGGGGAG
Molecule: messenger RNA, 2090 nt
Organism: Oryctolagus cuniculus (rabbit)
Lineage: Eukaryota; Metazoa; Chordata; Mammalia; Lagomorpha; Leporidae
Gene: PIF1
Product: PIF1 5'-to-3' DNA helicase
Biological process (GO): DNA repair; telomere maintenance
Molecular function (GO): DNA helicase activity
Source: RefSeq, a predicted model, not a curated record